UAACGGCCCCAAAUCCAUUGUGUUUCCCGUGCUGAGCGGGAGUGGGCGCGGUUGGUCUCCCUGCUUUCCCGGGGAUCUCUUGUUCCCGGGAGUGCAGGAGCAGCCCUUAGUGCCCCACCUGGACGUGCCACGCGUGGGCUUCCCGUGGCAGAGUUUCCUUCCGCCUCGGAGUUUGGACUGGAUAGAACUCAGCCUUCUUCCCAGGACUGCCACCAACACAGAAUUUUGGUCUAAACUUCAUGGAUAGAAAUUUAAAUGCUGCUUUGUUGUUACUGUUCAACAUCACGAGCUAUUUGCAGAAUAGUAUUAGUGGCUUUAAUACAAUGGAAUUCCUAACUUUAGUGGCAAGACCCAAGUUACAGAGGUAGAAUUUCUCCCUUGCAGGCCUUGCUAACCAACAGCUUUAAAAAAACCCUUGGGAUUAAAAAUUUUGAUACAUAUGGCUUCAAAGGGAUUAUUUUAUGGAUAAUUAACUUUUUUAUAGGUAGUCUUUGUUGGGGGAGAGAGGUUUGGGGAUCUUUUCUGGUUCUUUAAGGUAUUAAAAAACCUGAAAAAUACAUACAUACUGGUUUUUCUCACUACCUGCUUCUCAAAACAAGCUGCAGAGUAACCAGAUCAGAAAGUUUUUAUUAUUCUAUGCAACUUUGUACACAAGCGUUCUUUUUCCUUCUUGCCCCUGGAAGCUGAGGCAAGAUCUGUAUUUCUUAAAAAACACAUGCAAGCUGCUUUUGUCAGCAUAUAAAGGGGAGGUGGGGAUGUAAGAUUGGUUUGGUGGUUAUUUUUGUGAAGACAGUUCUAAGGAGGAAAUAAUCAAAGUGAUGCAGAGGUAGCAUCUGAGGUUUCCGUGGAGGUACCAGUGAGGCAGCGACUUGGGGAUCCUAAAGCCACUUUUGAUCCUGCAGACAUUGCUCCACGUCAGUGAUGGCGUUGCAGGAGUUACCUUCUUGUGGGAGGUCAGUUUGGGAGUGCUUGGGUCCUCUGCUGUUUCUGCAGCUCUGAGCUUCUCUGAGGGCAAGGAUGGGGCACGCCGUGCAAAACUGAAAUGAAUUGGAUGGUGCCUUGGACUUCUCAUAAAUGUGUUCUCUGCCUUCAGGAAGCAAAACCCCUGAAGUCAGUUGAGAAGAACUGGUCCUGGAAUACUUCAUGUAUUUUACAGGAAUAAAUUCAAAUAGAGAUUUCCAGACCGUACUGUUUUAUUUAAAUGGCUAUUUAUGACUUUUACAAGUUGUUGGUAAAUGUCCUGUUACAUUGGAGCAGGAUUUAGAUUCACUCUGGGCUCUAAACAAACAGAAUUGUCAAUAUGUGUUAGGACUGAGAGACACCUUUUGUUGGUGGCUGGGUACAGAAAACAAAUACGAGAUUUCCUCACUUCCAGAACAGUUUGUACAUCCUGAGCAACACUAACCUCGGCAUGUGUCUGUGCCAUCUCCUGCACUGCAAUUCCCUUUUAAAUGAACUUUAUGUCCCGGGGCAUAUCUUUGUAAUUGUUUUGUGUAAUACACGUGGCUGCUCUUGCACUCCUCUUUGAUGAUGCUUUGGGAGUUGCCCCUCCAAAGUCAAUAGGAGCAGUGAAAGGCUGAGUUACUGUUCAGUGUAUUUUGUGUUCUCCAGACACGAACCUGCACUGUGCUGUGGAGCCUUUGUGCCUCAAGCACCGGGGAUGUGGAGGGGUGAGUGUGGGCACUGCUGCAGUUUGGUCAGAGCCGUGCUGUGUGUGGCAGAGGAGUCCAGGCGGGGCUGAGGCUCCGGGGAGCACAUUCCCUGGGAGCACACAGCUGCCAGAUUUGUCACUGCAGUGCAGCCCCUGGACCUACAGCUGCCCAGCAGCACAGAAAUAGCCACUGAAAGCUGGAGGGGAAAAGAGUUAAAGAGCUUCCCUUUCACCUUACACAAAUACACAAGGAAUACUUGGAAAAGAAGGGAUGUCAGGAAUGCUGUUGGGAGGAGGGACAGCUGUUUGUUUUUUGUCCUCCCACAGAGUACAACCUAUUUAAAUAUUUACAUGUUCUGUUUUUAAAAGACUUUCCUUUCUUUCCCGUACUUUUAUGGUUAUUAAGUUAGGGAUGGUGGAGAUGGAGAGAUUUGUAAUUGCUAAUUCUUCCACUUGUAGUGACAUUGAAAAAAAAAUUAUAUUGUUUUAUUUACUCAGAGAAAUAUGUUGGUAGAGUUUUCUAUCAGAUUUAAAUGGUUUCACCCAUGAUUGUGCUUUUUCUUUUAAUAUUAUUGCUUUUAGUUACUGUCUAGAUUUGGAAAGACAGGUGUCUGCUAAGGACGGCAGGAGCCUCCCCUGAAAUGGAAAAAUGUAAACCCCUUCCCUCUGACAUGUUAUAAAUUUGAAAUUAAGGGGGGCUCUCAGGCAAAAGUAUGGGAACAGGUAUAACAGCUCUUUAUUAGGGAAGAAAAUAAAAAAAUAAAAUAAACAAUGUAGUAAAAAAUAACACUGAUAUUAAAGCACUUUGGGUGCAAAAAUUAUAUACUUGUUAUUAAUAAAUAGCUCUGAAUGGUCACUGGGGCCUUCAUUGAUUCACAAAUGGCCUAUUCCAGCCUUGGUCACAUCCUGGGGAUCUGUUCUCCUACAAGGUCACUGCAUCUAGAGCUGUAUAACCUCUUGCAGCAUCUAUUUGCAACUGUUAAGGAAACAUGUUAAUGACAUGAAACAUCUUGGGUUGCAGAGUUCAUGCAGGGGUGGGAAAUGUAAAACCAGAACUAACGCUCCAGGGCAGAGACUUCAGCAUGUGGUUCGGUUAGGAAGUAAUCUUUUGAAAUCAACAGCUCAUGGGUGACACCAAAGGUGUCCAGAGUUGCUGUUGGGCUGAGGCCUUGGUCAUUAAUCAUAGCUUAAAAUUAAGGUAUUUCACCUCAAUGUAAGAUGAGUUUCACAAAGAGCAUGUUUUGCACACAGUACAGACCUUCAAUACACAGUCUGAAAGUAAUUUGGCAUGAGAAAGCGUGUUUAAUUUCAUAGUAGACCGUGAGUGUUUUGUGUCGUCGGGUAGUUUUAGUUGGUGAGAUGUGAGUAAUGUUCAGUUGCUGUUUGGUUUUGAGGAGUAGUGUCUGUGUAACCAAGGAGUCCUUCGGAGAGUGAAGGUUGACUGGCAGACCUCUGACAGACUUUGGCAAGCCUCCCUGCCGCCUGCGAGAAACCCGCUGGACCGAUGGAUGCCAUCCUGAGCUGCAAGGCGGAGGACCUGGAGGAUUACUACAACUUGCUGGGAUGCGAUGAGCUAUCGACGGUUGAACAGAUUCUUGCCGAAUAUAAGAUUAAAGCCCUUGAAUGUCAUCCUGACAAACAUCCUGGAAACCCCAAAGCAGUGGAGGAUUUCCAGCGGCUGCAGCGGGCCAAGGAGACUCUGACCGACGAGCAGAGCCGGGCGCGUUACGAUCACUGGCGGCGGAGCAGAGUCCCGGUCCCGUUCCAGCAGUGGGAGGCGCUGGGCGGCUCCGUCAGGACGUCAAUGCACUGGGCUGUCCAAAGUAAGAAGGACCAAAUGCUGGAAGCUCCUGACUUUGGAAAUACCAACAACACAGCUAAGGAGGUGUGGACCCAACAGACAGAAAACAGUGGGGAUGGAUUGCUGGAAGGGAGCAGGGAACAAGAUGAUGUUGCAAUCCCUGAUGUGAAACCACAGUCUUCAAAGAAUCCAGACUCCCCAAAAUUUUCAGAGGGGAAUUACUGGCACUUGCGUUUCCGCUGGUCAGGCGAUGCUCCAUCAGACCUUCUGAGGAAAUUCAGAAACUAUGAGAUCUAAAAUGAGAAACACGCAGAAGGAUGAGAUCAUCUGUUUAGUGUUCAGUCUGGGUUUUUCAACAGCAGUUAUAAGUUAUUUGUAUUUUGUAAUGUGUUGUUCUAGUCAGCGUCUAAGUACUGAUUUAUCACACAUGCUGUGAGCGUUACAGAUAGAGAUUUUUCUGCUCAAUAAGCAAAGCCCUUUUCAAUAUUAAUAUAAAGUGAUGUUGUGAAGUUAUCUAACAUCUUGUAUUCUCAGAUAUUGUGCAGUGAUUAAUAUUUCUUUCAAUAGUGUGAUGUUAUAAAAAACAUACUCUCGGUAGAACCCUGGGCUCCAGGGUAUCCUACUCAGUGAGGAUCUUCCAAAAGCUGUAUGACAAUGAACUGUAAAUAGAGCUGUGCUUAUCUCUUAACUCUGUGCUCUUCACUUCUCCAUUGCAUUGGACUCACUGCACUGUUUUAUAAUGUACUUGUUACAAACUUAACUUGUAGGAGACUUGUGAUUUUAUGUUAUAGAUGAAAUGAGAAGGUUCUUGUUAUCCAAAGUCUCUGUGACAGAUCAAGCACUCCUAAAAAUCACUUGUCUUCUACCUUAAUAAGAACACUUUUUGUACCAGCUAUUUGUUUUGGAAAGCAGUUUCAGAACUUUACUUCUCCAGAUAGCAAUUUUUGUCUUAAGAUGUAUUGGUGGAAAACUGAUCCCCUGUGUAUGUGUGCCAGCUUUGUCCUUGCUUAUAGCAAUUCCCCUCUGUGCUCAGGUGUGCUAGACAUGGAUUUACCAGGGUUUUGUAUGGUGAGGAAUGAAAAAUCAGCCUAGUCAGCACUAAUGUGUACAAAAUCUCACAUGAAAAGUUUUUGAUACUUUGGGCAACUUUUCAAAUUCUACAUUGUUGUUUAUUUAUUUUGUGUUUGUUUUCUUCUUUGCAAACUUGGCUAAUAUGUCAGGUGUUGACGUGGUUUUGUGCAGGCAGAUAAUUCCAUCAGCAGCAAAUAAAACGUCAUGCAUACAGAAAA
Messenger RNA from Taeniopygia guttata (zebra finch), 4741 nucleotides. Lineage: Eukaryota; Metazoa; Chordata; Aves; Passeriformes; Estrildidae. The record is from RefSeq and is a predicted model, not a curated record.